Sturnus vulgaris (Common starling) is the source of this 2390-nucleotide messenger RNA. It is a transcript of the gene UBR7, whose product is annotated as ubiquitin protein ligase E3 component n-recognin 7. The record is from RefSeq and is a predicted model, not a curated record. Gene Ontology annotation, molecular function: ubiquitin protein ligase activity; zinc ion binding. Gene Ontology annotation, cellular component: cytoplasm. NCBI's taxonomy places the organism in Eukaryota, Metazoa, Chordata, Aves, Passeriformes, Sturnidae.
GGGCUUCCCGCCUCGCUUCGCGCUCCUCGGCCUUCGCGGCCCGGCGAUGGAGGCGGCGGCUCCGGAGGGCGCCGAGCCGGGGAGCGGCGGGAGCGGCGCAGAGGAACCCGUGGUGUCCCUGGCGGAGGUGUUGGCGGAGAACGAGGAGCUGGAGAAGGAAGCGCGGGCCGUGCUGGGGGGCAGCGACCACGAGCGCUGCAGUUACUCACAGGGCGCCGUGAAGCGACAGGCGCUGUACGCCUGCAGCACCUGCACGCCGCCCGGCGCCGAGCCCGCGGGGAUCUGCCUGGCCUGCAGCUACGAGUGCCACGGCACCCACCGCCUCUUCGAGCUCUACACCAAGAGGAAUUUCCGCUGUGACUGUGGAAAUAGCAAGUUCAAAAAUCUGCAGUGCAAGUUACUCCCGGAAAAAGGCAAGGUGAAUUCAGGAAAUAAAUAUAAUGACAAUUUCUAUGGAUUGUACUGUACGUGUAAAAGACCUUACCCUGAUCCUGAAGAUGAGAUUCCAGAUGAGAUGAUCCAAUGCAUAGUUUGUGAAGACUGGUUCCAUGGAAGGCACCUUGGUGCAGUUCCCCCUGAAAGUGGAGACUUCCAUGAAAUGGUGUGCCAGGCCUGCAUGAAACAUUGCCAUUUCCUAUGGGCUUACGCAUCACAUUUAGCAGUUCCUCCUUUGACCAAAGCAAACUCCCUUGAAGAUGCAGGGAUUGUCCUGAAGGUAGAGGAAAAUGAAGAGCAGAAGAAAGAAAUAAAAAAAGAAAGUGGAGUGGAACACCAUGACACAAAGGAGGAAAAGCAAUCGGAACAAUUUAAUGAACCAUCCACUAGCUCUGGAUCUGCCUGUCCUGAGGUAGUUCCUAAGAGUGAGGAGCCAGUCUGCAAGCUGAAAGAGCUCCAAAGCAAGCCAUUUGUAAAAAAAGAUACUGCCACCUUUUGGCCAUCGAACUGGAGGAGCAAAUUAUGCACUUGUGAAGACUGUUUGAAAAUGUAUUCAGAACUUGAAGUCCAGUUCCUGACAGACGAAUGUGACACUGUUUUGGCUUAUGAAAAUAAGGGCACCAGUGACCAAGAGACGGAAAGGAGAGAUCCUUUAAUGGACACCCUUAACAGUAUGAACAGAGUCCAGCAAGUGGAACUCAUCUGUGAAUACAAUGAUUUAAAGACAGAACUGACUGACUAUCUCAGGAGGUUUGCAGACGAGGGAACGGUGGUUAAAAGAGAAGACAUUCAGCACUUCUUUGAAGAAUUUCAGUCUCGGAAAAGGCGACGGACUAACAGGAUGCAGUACUACUGUAGUUAGACUGAGAGGGUUUGGGUCUCAAAGGACAUAUUCACUGGCAAACAGAAAAGGCAUCUUCAGUUUUUGGCUUCUCAUCAAAAUCCAGCUGUCCAAGAAAUAUCAUCAUUUUGUCUUAUACUUCAUUUGUAGCACCUAAAACAAGUUCUUAACAAAUCUUUACAUUGUGCUUAGAGGGAUUUCAGUACCGAUCGACUUGGCAUUGCCGUGAAAGCCGGCCUUGUCUCCAGGGGAGGAGGGCUGUUCCCGGAGCAGUGUGUCCUGCUGCUUCCCUGUGUUCACCUCUCCUGGCUGCUGCCAGGGUCUGGAGCCGUGGCUGUGCUAAACCCACCCGGGCCCCGCCCUGCCCUCGGCGGCAGGGAACACUCCCGGCUUUCCUGCGGGAAUGGCUCUGUCUCCUCCCUUGGGGCUGCAGCGAUGCUGGUGAGAGCCCCAGCACCGAGGAGGUGCCUGUUCCUGCCUUGUCGCGGCUCCUCAGGGCUGGGACGGGCCUGGCUGUGGCUGAACCCAGCGCUGCUGCCUGCCCCCUCCCCGGGCUGCUCACAAAUGGGAAAACAGAGCUUGGGCUUGAUGCAACAGAUUGUUCCAUCUGGUUUUAUACAUUAAAAAAACUUACUUCUAGUAUUGCACAGGGAUGGUUUCCAUGGCAAAAAAAUUGUCAGAUGAUCUUAUUUCACUCCUCAGAACAUAAACAAUAGCUAGGAGGAGGUACUAAAUUACAAACUAAGCAUGGGGGGUUUUGUUAUAUGCUUUAAUUUUAAAAACUAGCCUACAGCAAAUUCUUCUACUUUAUAAAUGUUGCUGAAAACAGUGCAGCAUCCUGGGAUUUUGGUACAGUAUGGAAUGUUCUUUUUAUAACCACUGUGAUAAUCAUGGGACAGGAGAUAGUUCACUGACUUUUAAGACUACACUUAGCUGAAAUUAAAAAUUAAGAUUUUCUAAGUUUGAAGCCUAAUGUAGUUAGACCUGAAAACAUACAUUAAAAUUCUAGUUUUUGAGGAUUUGUAUAUCAUGGGGUACUAUUCUGCUUCCAUGCUAAUGGUUUUUGAAAAGCAAAGGUAGACUCUUACCAUUCUCACUAUUAACUGUUUCUGAC